Molecule: messenger RNA, 820 nt
Organism: Epinephelus moara (kelp grouper)
Lineage: Eukaryota; Metazoa; Chordata; Actinopteri; Perciformes; Serranidae
Gene: sapcd1
Product: suppressor APC domain containing 1
Exons: 5
Coding region: 194-706 (170 amino acids)
Source: RefSeq, a predicted model, not a curated record
ACGCGCGCGCUCUUUUCAUUCAGCAGAGGAAUGUCAUGUUUCCACCUCAGCUGCAGGAUGACAUGAUUCCUUAACAUUCUGCCAAUCCCCUGAGCUGAGGAGCACCUUCAGAGCCUCUGUUUUGUCUCCUAUCUGUCUUGCCAGCUGUAUGGGGCAGUCGUAGUAGUAGCCGUCAGUGACUGAUCUCUUCUCCAUGGCCUGUCGUCCCCCCGGCUCUGGCUCCUACACUGUGGUUAUCAUCCCGCUCAGGACCAGCCUCUACAGCCUGGACGCACUUCGCUUCUUCCUAUGGGUUAAGCGUCUCAGGGAACUAGAGAAAGAGAAGGACGCUCUGUGCUCCGGUCUGGAGGUCCUGGAGAAGGCCCGUCUCUGGUACCUCCAGCGGCUGGAGGAGAACAGAGCGAGGCAGGAAAACAUCGAAAUCAAGACAGGGCUCAGCUGCCAGGAAGGUGCAGCAGAGGCUCAGUCUUGCCUCCUCAGGUCUCGCAUUCAGCGGGUGAACGGCUCCCUGGGUUCCAUGAUGAGUGAACCCAAUGUCACCAGCUGCAGCAACCCCUCUCUGCCUGACGCGGUGGCAGACAGCGACCUCCGGUGGCACAACACAGUACUGACUCAGGAGGUGUGUAACAAGAAUCGUCAGAUCUCCAUAUUAGAAUGGGAAAAGGACGCGCUCCUCGAACAGCUCGAUGAGCUGCAGGCCCACUGAUGGCACACACACACAUGAGCUGUAAUGCAAAUUGACCUUUGGGUAACACAGUUGCUAACUUUACACCACUUGUAAAUAUGUAUUUAAGUGAAUAAAUUAAAGAUGCAUCAUUAG